Molecule: messenger RNA, 2049 nt
Organism: Lobosporangium transversale
Lineage: Eukaryota; Fungi; Mortierellomycota; Mortierellomycetes; Mortierellales; Mortierellaceae
Product: PAXNEB protein-domain-containing protein
Exons: 3
Coding region: 116-1993 (625 amino acids)
Biological process (GO): tRNA wobble uridine modification
Cellular component (GO): elongator holoenzyme complex; transcription elongation factor complex; cytoplasm
Source: RefSeq, a predicted model, not a curated record
UUCUCAUUCAUUGCUAAUGUAUCCAUCUGGACAUUCAAAAGGCAAAAUAACAAUAAUAAAAAAAGCCUGUGAAUACAUUUACGAUUAUAAGCGGAGGGUUGUUAAUAGCUAAAAUAUGAGCUCUUUCAAGAAGCGUGUGCCGUCAGCUCAAACCAGUCUUCCAGCGGGCUGCCGUCUUUCUGCCUAUAAUGGACAAGUUCUUAUUUCGACUGGGAUUCCUUCGUUAGAUGAUAUUCUUGGGGGAGGACUUCCUUUAGGGACAAUCCUCCUGGUCCAAGAGGAUCGCCAGACAUCCUACGGCCAAUUACUACUCAAAUAUUUUUUAAGACAAGGAGUCGUGGCUGGCGACAAAUGCGUGGUUGUGAGCGGUGAUGAGCGUCCAGAGGCAAUAAUGAGGUCAUUGAUGGGGAUCGCCGGUGAGGAGAGUUCCUCAAGCCAGGUGCAGCAAGGAGUUGAUAGUCGUGAUGACAAUGAGGCGAAGGGGGACAACCGCAGGGUUAAAAAAUCAGGAGCAUCUGCUGAGGAUGAAGAUGACGAAGAUUCAGAGCAAGGAAGACUUAAGAUCGCAUGGAGAUAUAGCGGAUUAAAAAAGUUUGAAAGCGGGGUUGAUGGCCGCUCUCUGCCAGUCAUAUCGUCGCGUGUUAACAAAGAGCCAUCCUCUUCAGAUGGGUCUGUCCCAACGCCAAACCAAAUCCCGUUUUGUGAACAGUUUGAUCUCACGACACGCAUUUCAGCUAGGGCAUUGGAGACCGCCGACACGACGCUGAUUGAUUCUGGAGAUCUAUUAAGACAUAUCAGCGUCAAUAACCAGGAAAUAGCAGGGAGUGAUCUGGACGAUAGUGAAAAUGAAAAUGAGGAUGAUAAUCCAUCAGCUGCCGAAAUAGUCAGUAAUCAGCCUGAUUUGUAUCGAAAUGUGCUUGACAAGAUUAGAGAGACAGUCGUCAAUGGAGGAUUCAGUACUACGCUUGUCAAGGACCCCUUGGCGCCAUUGCCAGCGCCUGGAGCUGUCAAUCUAUCCGGGCGACAUGUUUGCAGGAUUGGAAUCAACUCGAUUGCAUCUCCAAGCUGGAGAAGUAAAACACCACAGGAUCUUUACAAGUUUUUGCAUGCUUUGCGUGGCCUUUUACGGUUUAGUUUUGGUGCUGCGGUUAUUACGAUCCCUGCACAUCUGUAUGGCACUGUUGAUCAGAGACAUGCUACGGAUGGCUCCACCACUUCGCCAUACAUUCAUCGUCUCGAGCAGCUCUGUGAUGCUUCUGUUCGGAUUGAGUCUUUUGCGGGUGCUUUAACCAAUGCAUCAUCAGCGGCAUCGGAUUAUCAUGGUCUAUUUCAUGUACACAAAGUUCCUGUUCUCAAUGCUCUAGUUUCUUCCUCCACGAAGCUAUCAGUUCUGCUCAAUGGCUCUGCUAAGGGCUCGGGUGGACAAAGUGGAGGGAGUGGACGCAGUGGAGGCUCGAGUAAAGGAGUCAAUAACUUGGGAUUCAAGGUGCGAAGAAAGCGGUUCACUAUUGAGACGUUCCAUUUGCCCCCCGAAGGCGGUGUGGGACAGAGGAGAACGUCAGCGGAACCAUCGUCAUCUGCGGGAUCGUUAUCAGAUCGAAAGACAGGAUCCAGUGCUACUUCAUCCUCAACACCAUCCUCAUUUUCUAGGCGAGAUGUUGGGGCAUCAUCCGGAUCUCUUAGGAAGCCAUUAGGUGGAAGUAAUGUCAAUAGCAACAAUAGCGGGAGCAGUAGUAGUAGCAGCAAUAAUAAUAAUAAUAAUACUAUUAAUGCCCGUGGAAAGGUUGAUAUACAUUCUGUACCAGGAGCAAGCGGAAUGGCACGUAAAAUGAUGGGGCUUCCUCCGGUUGGGAUCCAAGGAGCGGUCACUUCAAGCUGCAGCACAGAAGGACCUGAUAGCAGUGGACAUCAACAUGUUCAUGGACAUGGACACGGCCAUGGAUCUCUGUCGGGAAAAGUAACAACAUCCAAUAGUAGUUUACUUGAUUUCUAAGAGAAAGGCAGAUGAGCAAAUGAUCUGUAUUUCCAGUUCAAGCAAGAACCAGCAAG